AUGGCUCAACCCGCAGUCAGACAACCUGCUGUCUCCAGGUCCCGUAUUGCCCGACCAGGCGGCAUCCCAGCGUCUCGCAGUGGCGAUCGUAUCCACCUCACAGAAGCUUCCUCUUCCACUCACCUGACAAAAGGCAAAGCUGUCAAGGCAGUCGGCGCUUCCGCUGCCGGCAAGCUCCGAGUCGACCCGAAAGCCAUGCCACAACGUGCCGCCCUCUCAGACGUCAGCAAUCGCGCUGGCGCAGUAAAAGGACCUGCUCAGACGGAUGGCGCUGCAAAAUUGGCGCCCGGCCACAAUGGCCUUCGCGCUCAGCACACAAAAAGUAUGACCCGUCUACGUGACGCUCGCUCGCGAUCCAUAACAGAAGAGGGGUUCCCUGGGCCAACACGAUCCGUGUCCGAACAGCGCGAUCUCGCCUCGAGCGGAGUCCAGUCCAUGGAUGUCGAAGUGGCUCGCCUUCUUCCACCAUUCCAAAGCUCCGCCUCGUUCAAAUCAGGCAUGCGAGGCGAAUCGAGCGGGGAUGCAGAGCUCCAAGAUCUGCCUGCUACGCACGGCGAUGACGUCGAAGAGGACGACAUGUCGGACGUCGAGUCCACGUCGAGCAGCGACGACGACACGGCGGAAGAUGCCGGCGCGGACCAGGCCAAUUGGCUCGAUUCAGAGCGACUCGAUGCUGGCACAAGGCCUGAGAGCGUCACCUCGGCCGAAGACGGCGACAUGCUCGACUUCAACAUUGACCCCGAGGGUCUCGUCUCGUUGCAUCCUGAGCUCGAGGAGGCUGCACGACGCAAGGUGGCCUUGAUCAAGUCCCGGUACCAGGAGGAAGUCAUCCAGCCACGCGCGGUGCGAGCGCAAGCUCAACGCGCAGAAGCGGUAGCCGCCGGUCAGCUUUCGGCGGACCUGGCAGCGCACGAAGACGAGCUUAUCGUCAUGGGCUUGGACCCGGAAGAAGUGCGCGACACGAGCAUGGUAGCAGAAUACUCGCAAGAGAUCUUCGGCUACAUGGCACGGUGCGAGAGGGAAACCAUGGCCAACCCCAACUACAUGGACUUCCAGAGCGAGAUCCACUGGCACAUGCGUGCGACACUGGUCGACUGGCUCUUGCAGGUACACAUGCGCUACCACAUGCUGCCCGAGACGCUUUGGAUCGCCAUCAACGUCGUCGACCGCUUCCUCAGCGUGCGCGUGGUCAGCCUUGCCAAGCUGCAGCUCGUCGGCGUCACGGCCAUGUUUAUCGCAGCCAAGUACGAAGAGAUCCUCGCGCCCAGCGUCAAGGAGUUCGUAUACAUGACCGAGGGCGGCUACUCGCAGGAGGAGAUCCUCAAGGGCGAGCGCAUCAUCCUCUCGACGCUCGACUUCAACAUUUCGUCAUACUGCUCGCCAUACUCGUGGGUGCGCAAGAUCUCCAAGGCUGACGACUACGACAUUCGCACACGCACCUUGUCUAAAUUUUUGAUGGAGCUUGCGUUGCUCGACCACCGCUUCCUUCGUGCUCGACCCAGCCUUGUCGCAGCGGUGGGCAUGUUUUUGGCGAAGAAGAUGCUUGGGGGCGAGUGGGACGACGCGUUUGUCUACUAUUCGGACUUUACCGAGGAGCAGCUGGUGCCCGGAGCCAACCUGUUGCUCGAGCGUCUGCUGGAUCCAGGCUUUGAGGAGCAGUUUGUGUACCGCAAGUAUGCCAACAAGAAGUUCCUCAAGGCGAGUGUGUUUGCGCGCGACUGGGCUUACCAGAACCACAGCGCAUUGCUCGCUGCUGCUGCCGCAGCGGCGGCCGCUCAAGGAGGCCAGCCUUCGCAAUAG
Molecule: messenger RNA, 1800 nt
Organism: Sporisorium graminicola
Lineage: Eukaryota; Fungi; Basidiomycota; Ustilaginomycetes; Ustilaginales; Ustilaginaceae
Exons: 2
Coding region: 1-1800 (599 amino acids)
Biological process (GO): G2/M transition of mitotic cell cycle; regulation of cyclin-dependent protein serine/threonine kinase activity
Cellular component (GO): centrosome; nucleus; cyclin-dependent protein kinase holoenzyme complex
Molecular function (GO): cyclin-dependent protein serine/threonine kinase regulator activity
Source: RefSeq, a predicted model, not a curated record